GUUACAGCUGAAAUAAUCAACAUGAAUCUCCAAGAGUUCAGCAAUGACAACAAACAAGCUUUACAAAUCCAAUCUGCUGCCUCAAACCCAUCAAUCACGGAUGCAACCACCGCAGCGGUCACCACUCGAAAGAAGCUAACUCUGCUGCCUCUUGUAUUCCUCAUUUACUUCCAAGUUGCCGGAGGUCCUUAUGGCGAAGAGCCAGCGGUUCAAGCUGCCGGAUCGCUGUUCGCAAUCAUUGGCUUCAUUGUCUUUCCAUUCUUAUGGAGUGUCCCAGAGGCACUGAUCACGGCGGAACUCGCCACCACCUUUCCCGGUAAUGGGGGUUUUGUAAUAUGGGCGGAGCGAGCCUUUGGACCCUUUUGUGGCUCCCUCAUGGGCACUUGGAAGAUCUUUAGCGGAAUCAUGAACAUUACUGCCUUCCCGGCGUUCUUCAUCAGCUACGUUGAGAAAAUAUUCCCGGCCUUGGAAUCUGGUUGGCCUCGUCGAAUUUCCAUCUUCAUUUCAACGAUACUCCUCUCACUGCUCAACUACGUCGGGUUGACAAUCGUUGGAUAUGUCGCCAUUGUUUUGGCUUUCUUCUCGUUGUUACCCUUCAUUUUAAUGACCUUGAUGGCCAUGCCGAAGAUUCGGCCUCGCCGGUGGUUUAGCUCUGGCGAGAACGGUGUGAAAAAGGACUGGAAUUUGUAUCUGAAUACUCUGUUUUGGAAUCUCAACUUUUGGGACAAUGUAAGUACAAUGGCUGGUGAAGUUGAGAAUCCACACAAAACUUACCCCGUUGCCCUAUUUGUUUCUGUUAUAUUCAUCUCUCUGUCUUACAUAAUUCCGUUGCUUGCCGUCGUCGGUGCUGUCCCAGUGGAACAAACUGCGUGGGGCUCAGGGUUUCACGCGCAAGCCGCUCAGUUCAUUGCUGGAAAUUGGCUUAAAAUCAUCCUUGAUAUUGGUGCAGGCUUAUCAGCAAUCGGCAUGUACGAAGCGCAGCUAAGUAGCAGCGCAUAUCAAAUCUUAGGUAUGGCGGAGAUUGGGAUUCUCCCAAGGUUCUUCGCAGCGAAAGUUUUUGAGACGCCAUGGAUAGGAAUCUUGAUAUGCACGGUUGUGUCCCUCGGCGCCUCCUACAUGCAGUUCUACGAUAUUGUAGCAUCAGCAAACUUCAUUUAUAGCUUAGGAAUGUUGUUGGAGUUCACAUCAUUUUUAUGGUUGAGAUGGAAGCAGCCAGAGCUAAGAAGGCCAUUCAAGGUUCCAAUGGAACUGCCAUGGUUAGUGGUUAUGUGCUUAUUUCCAAUUGCUCUGUUGGUGGUUUUGAUGAUUUUAACUCACAAGACUGUGUUGAUUGUGAGUGCUAUAAUGACUUCGGCUGGAACUCUAUGGUACUUUCUUAUGAAGCUUUGCAAGAAGAAGAAGAUAUUCAAGUUCAAUGAUAGCCCUCAAAUCAUUCAACAAUCAUAUAUUGAAAUAUCUACGACGAAUCAUGUCGGUACUCCGAUCCAAUCCGACAUUGUUCAAGUUACGAUCUAA
Messenger RNA from Cucumis melo (muskmelon), 1515 nucleotides. Its product is annotated as probable polyamine transporter At3g13620. Gene Ontology annotation, cellular component: membrane. Gene Ontology annotation, biological process: transmembrane transport. The coding region runs from base 22 to 1515 and encodes 497 amino acids. The transcript has 2 exons. The record is from RefSeq and is a predicted model, not a curated record. NCBI's taxonomy places the organism in Eukaryota, Viridiplantae, Streptophyta, Magnoliopsida, Cucurbitales, Cucurbitaceae. Gene Ontology annotation, molecular function: transmembrane transporter activity.